UGAGAGAGAGCUAGCGCGCGCGUCUCUCCUUAAUUUUCUUUACAAACAAAACUAAGGAACGCACACUGGCCCCCGACUGUUUAAGCGGUCAUGAUGGGUGAUGAUGUUGACACACUGGGUGAUUUUCGGUUUGAGUCUGCUGCGCGGACGCAUACACACUGACCCGUUCGGCUACACAUGACUAUUACUGUAUUGUAUACACAACACCAAUCCCGAAUUGGACCGAUAACUGAAAAUAACACAGCUGGUCACAUCCGGAGUUCUGUUGUUGUACUGCCUAUCGAUCGAUGCGUUGAUUGCGGUGUUAUAAAUUAAGCAGCUGUUCCUGUCCAUUUGGGAUUUUUUUCUUCUAUUUCCAAUUUAUUCAGCUGACUUUUAAGAGGAAGACCGCGGCAGUAAUACGCCGGACGCGCAUACGGGCCCGGCUACGUAAUCUGUGACUUAUUGCAUCGACGUCGGCCUGGCGAUACGUGCUAAUAUCCAUUGCGACGCCGCUAAUGCUGACAGCCAACAAGAAUUGACACUGAUACCCUUCUAAUGUGAAAAUUGUUUUCCCCGUCAAGUUUCCGGCACGAAACAAGCGGAUUGCCGGGGCUAAAUUAUACCCGACAGCGACAUUAUACACCGCAUACUGCGCAGGAGAGCGCUGAUAAAGUUUUACUCCAUAAAUCUUUUUUUCCCACUAUAACACUGUAAUUCCCAGCAGCACAUCCGCAUAUGGAUGGAGAUGCAGGCGAUGUGUUACUGGACCCCACGGUUAUCGUUGCGGGCAACCAGACAGCGGUAGCAGCCGGCUAUUUAUCCCCGGCCAAUUGCACUAACAGCAGUAACACCUACUGCUUAUCAGAUGAUGAUUAUAUGGAAUUUGUCGAAGCAUACGUUUUCCCCACGAUCCUCGAAUGGUUCCUAAUUGCUCUGAGCUCGAUCAUUUUCUUAGUGGGCACCGCCGGUAAUAUCCUCGUCAUCAUAUCCGUCGUUCGGAAUCCAUCCAUGAGAAGCGUGACGAAUCACUUCAUCGUCAAUCUAUCUGUAGCGGACUUCUUGGUGCUGAUGAUAUGCCUGCCGCCGACUGUGUUGUGGGAUGUAACGGAAACGUGGUUUUUAGGGAGCCUUAUGUGUCAAGCAGUCUUAUUUUGCCAGAGAGUCUGUGUUUCGGUAUCCGUCCUGACCUUUUUCUGCAUCGCCGUGGAUCGAUGGUCGGCCAUUGUUAUUCCCCUGCGGUUUGCCAGCACAGCCUUUCGAGCCAAAAUUGCUGUGGUUAUGACAUGGGUUUUAUCCAUCGGUGUAUCGCUUCCGGAACUUGUCUACUUGGAUGUGAAGCCAUCAUUUCUCCCCAUACCCAGUAUCUACUUCACGCAGUGUGUUGCACACUGGAGUGACAGCCAGGAAACGGGUUAUCAGAUUUUCAUCCUGUUGGCUCUAUAUCUCCUGCCCAUAUCCAUUAUGACCGUUUUAUAUGGUCAAAUUGUUUAUGCUCUAUGGUGGCGCGCCCUGCCCAAGCCACCCGAGGGAUCGGCACUGCAGCUGUCGGCGGGUGCCGGUAGUAGCGGUAGCAUGAUCUUACUGAAUGGGAAAUAUUACAAUAACAUUGCCGGCUCUAAUCCAACCGGAACUGUACUCGGUGUACCGGCGGCACGCGGUGCGGUACAUGUUCAAACCGGAAGUACGUGUCUUAAUGGACGAUCAUUGUCAUCUACGGUAUCCAAUCCGGUCGCAAACUCCCAGUCCGCCCUUAUUGACAAUCAAAUUCGCAGUCGACGUAAAGUGGCAAUGAUGCUAAUUAUCUCUGUGGCCUUAUUCGCAUUCUGCUACCUUCCCGUCCAUACGCUGAAUAUCUUACGGUCAACCGUGGGAUUACCAAAUACACCGAUUUGGGUUACCGUUUCUUUGUUGGUCCAUUGGAUUUGCUACAUGCAAAACACCGCCAAUCCAAUCAUCUACUACGUCAUGAGUGAGAAAUUCCGCCGGGAAUUUAAUCGCAUCUUCCGGUGUUGUAUGGCACUGCGACCGGCACGCUAUAUGCGCCGCAACUCCAGCGAGGUGUUUCAGUGCGGCCGACCGCCACAGCCCACAUACUAUCAUACCUUGGGAUUGGCACGCCGUACGUCCUCGGUCAAUCAGAAAUGCUACUCUGAAAAUGGCAAAGAAAUCGUUCAACUGUGAUUGAAAAAGAGGCAAGGAAGGCCUGCCCGCAAAGUUAUUCAGAUUUCCCUGCUGUAUUUUUCUUGUAACCUUUAGUACAUAGUACACACUAGUAGCACAUCGGCUUUUUUAUAAAUACGAAAUUUAUUGUUGUUGCAAUUUUUGCAUAUGUCAAACAACCAAUCAUUAUACGGCUUCAAACAGACGGUAUUCAGUGUUUGACACUGCUUGCUGAGGCCAUGGAUUUUUAGACUACAUGUGAUUUUUUGAUACUUGAUAGUGAGAUUUUUAAAAAUUACUAAUGUGAAUCGUAAACCGAGAACAUUUUUGUUGAUUUCAGAGAUGUCGCGAGUGUUUUAACUGUAUACCUAAUAAAAAGUUUAACCACAUUCCUUGAUAUCU
Messenger RNA from Paramacrobiotus metropolitanus, 2544 nucleotides. RefSeq names its product orexin receptor type 2-like. Gene Ontology annotation, molecular function: neuropeptide Y receptor activity. The transcript is spliced from 6 exons. The coding region runs from base 718 to 2163 and encodes 481 amino acids. The record is from RefSeq and is a predicted model, not a curated record. Gene Ontology annotation, cellular component: membrane. NCBI's taxonomy places the organism in Eukaryota, Metazoa, Tardigrada, Eutardigrada, Parachela, Macrobiotidae. Gene Ontology annotation, biological process: G protein-coupled receptor signaling pathway.